AUGGAUUUCCAACACAGAGCUGGUGGCAAAACUGGCAGUGGUGGAGUUGCUUCUGCUUCUGAAAGCAACAGGGACAGAAGAGAACGUCUUCGGCAGCUGGCCUUAGAGACAAUUGAUAUUAACAAGGACCCUUAUUUUAUGAAAAAUCAUCUGGGCUCAUAUGAAUGCAAACUAUGCCUUACCCUUCACAAUAAUGAGGGUAGCUACCUGGCCCACACGCAAGGAAAGAAACAUCAGACUAAUUUGGCUCGGCGAGCAGCAAAGGAAGCUAAAGAAGCUCCUGCCCAACCAGCACCCGAGAAAGUAAAAGUUGAAGUUAAAAAAUUUGUUAAGAUUGGACGCCCUGGCUAUAAGGUGACAAAACAGAGGGAUCCGGAGGUGGGACAGCAGUCAUUGUUGUUUCAGAUUGACUAUCCAGAAAUAGCAGAGAGCAUCAUGCCUAGACACCGCUUCAUGUCAGCUUAUGAACAGAGGAUAGAACCACCAGACAGACGUUGGCAGUAUCUUUUAAUGGCUGCAGAGCCCUAUGAAACCAUUGCUUUUAAGGUUCCUAGCAGAGAAAUUGACAAGAUCGAAGGGAAAUUCUGGACCCACUGGAAUAGGGAAACUAAACAGUUUUUCUUGCAGUUCCAUUUCAAGAUGGAAAAACCUCCAACAGCAGCCAGCAUUCCACCUGCUCCUCCUGGUGUCAAAAGGCCUCCACCUCCACCACUGAUAAAUGGGAUGCCACCUCGACCACCCUUGCCAGAAAACAUGCCACCACCGCCACCGGGUGGAAUGCCAAUGCCUCCAAUUCCUCCAGGGGCACCAGCACCACCAGUGCCGCCUCCCCAACUUCCUCCAGCUCCUGGUGUUCCACCUCCUGGUGUGCCGCCUCCUGUCCCACCACCAACCUUGCCGCCUCCAGGUGUACCUCCUCCUGGUGUACCACCACCACCUCCCAACCCUGCUGUUCCCCCUCCUGGAGUCCCUCCCCAUGGAAUCCCUCCUCCUGGUAUUCCUCCACCAGGGGUUCCCCCUCCACCUGCUCCUGGAGUUCCUCCUCCUCCUGCUCCAGGUGUGCCACCUCCAGCACCUGGAGUUCUACCCCCAGGACCUAUGCCUCCAAUGAUGAGGCCACCUUUGCCAAGUGAAGGACCUACAAAUAUUCCCCCACCACCUCCAAACAAUUGA
Messenger RNA from Staurois parvus, 1173 nucleotides. Lineage: Eukaryota; Metazoa; Chordata; Amphibia; Anura; Ranidae. The record is from the annotation of a GenBank genome assembly.